ACCUUGUUGAAUUAGCGACGAUUGGAGUAAUCCCCGCCCGUUUCCAAAAAUCCGGCGCUUGUCCUGUUGCAGCAAAUACGCAGCAUACCUUAGGUAUCAUGACGAAUCCUUUGUAUUUUGUCACUGUAUGCUUGUUGCAUCUAAGUACUAUAAUGAAUGAUACACACGGAAUUGGCCCGCACAGGGAGGUGCCUCGUACAAAACUAACCCAUUCCUCUCUAAAGUGGAGCAAUUCGUCCGUCGCCUUGACCUUUGAUACUACAGGGGUGUUUUUACCAGCUAUUCACAAACAAGGAUUUCCUUCUUUUCUGCUGAGCGCUCGCUUUCUAGUUAUAACUUGACAUACUGGGGGAAAAACAAAUUCGAUCGUGGUUAUGGAACGGCAAAAACACCCUUCAUUUGCAUUACUGCCUUUAGGAGAUCACUAUAGCCGGCACUCGCCCGCAGUGCAACUAUAGUUCUGAGGCUACUAG
Trichoderma asperellum CBS 433.97 is the source of this 473-nucleotide messenger RNA. The record is from RefSeq and is a predicted model, not a curated record. Lineage: Eukaryota; Fungi; Ascomycota; Sordariomycetes; Hypocreales; Hypocreaceae.